GACUGUGCCUGCUCCGAGAGGGGUGAGAGGCAAGGCAGAGGCAAGGCGCCCCCCGAGGGGCGGGGGCCGCCGACCCCCCGUUCCUCGGGCGAGAGCCGCCUUGGCGCGGGGUGCGGAGCGGCGGAGAGCGGGGCAGGGGCGGCCGGGGCCCGGCCGGGGCGACGAGGGUCCCUGGGGCAGUUCCCUGGGGUCCCUGCGAGCGUCGGCCGGGGCGGAGCGGAGCCGGGCGGCUGUCCCAGAGCCCUGCGACCUCCCGCGGCCGGCGGCUCGAUGGCCGCGGAGAGGCGGAGUCAGCCGGGAGUGUUCUGAAACGGGGUGGGGAGAGCAGCCGCAGGAACAUUAAAACCACCGAGCCCCCGGCCCGGCGCACGGAGUCGCUGCGCGGGCGCUCACGAUGCGCGGGGCCGGCGCGGGGUCCGCGCGGCGCGGGAGCGAGGGCUGCGGGCUGUGAGGGGGGCCGCGGGGCCGGCAGCGACGGGCGCGGCGUCACCGUCCGGCGGGCGCGGGAGCGACGCAGCGUGGCACCAUGAGCUCCGGCACCACCGCCCCGCUGAAGGUCCUCGGCAGCCUCGCCAACACCGACGUCAACUACGUCAUCAAAGAGCAUUAUAAUUACACGGGGAAGCUAAAUGAGAAUGCGGACAGUGGAAUAAAGAUCACGUCGGUGGUUUUUAUCAUCAUUUGCUGCUUUAUAAUCUUGGAGAACAUUUUUGUCCUGCUUACCAUCUGGAAAACCAAGAAGUUUCACAGACCCAUGUACUAUUUCAUUGGGAACUUGGCUCUUUCGGACUUGCUGGCUGGCGUGGCUUACACUGCCAACCUCCUGCUGUCUGGACACAAAACCUAUAGCCUCACCCCCUCCCAGUGGUUCGUGAGGGAAGGCAGCAUGUUUGUUGCCUUGUCAGCUUCGGUGUUCAGCUUGUUGGCCAUCGCCAUUGAGAGGUACAUCACCAUGUUGAAGAUGAAACUCCACAAUGGCAGCAACAGCUUCCGCUCCUUCCUGCUGAUCAGCGCCUGCUGGGUCAUCUCUGUGAUCCUCGGGGGUCUCCCCAUCAUGGGCUGGAACUGCAUCAGCCUCUUGUCCAACUGCUCCACCGUGCUGCCUCUCUACCACAAGCACUAUAUUCUCUUUUGCACCACCGUUUUCACCGGCCUUUUGCUGUCUAUUGUCGUCCUCUAUUGCAGGAUCUACUCCAUGGUGAGGACUAGGAGCCGCAGGCUGACCUUUCGGAAAAACAUUACCAAAGCAACCAGGAGCUCAGAGAAGUCACUGGCCUUGCUCAAGACAGUGAUCAUAGUCCUGAGUGCCUUCAUCGUCUGCUGGGCUCCCUUGUUCAUCCUGCUCUUACUGGACGUGGGCUGUAAGGUGAAGACCUGCCCGAUCCUCUAUAAAGCAGAGUAUUUCUUAGUACUGGCCGUGCUCAAUUCAGCCACGAACCCUAUCAUCUACACCCUGACGAGCAAAGAGAUGAGGAGGGCUUUCAUCAAGAUUCUGUGCUGCUGCAAAUGCCACCCGUCGGAUUCUGGGACCAAAUUCAAGAGGCCCAUCAUCGGAGGGAUGGAGUUCAGCCGGAGUAAGUCCGACAACUCCUCCCACCCACAGAAGGAGGAAGGUGACCGUCCUGAAACCAUCAUGUCUUCGGGCAACGUUACCUCAUCUUCUUAGGAGUAACCGUGGGGGUGUAUUUCGGAGCCUCCCCCUGCAACGGGGGGAGCUGAGACGCCUCCUGCUCACGGCGGCGGCAGCGGGCUGAGUGAGCGAGUAGCAUUAGUUCUAACGAGGCAAAUGGUGCGCUUGCGAGGCUGGAGUUCGAGAAAUGGGACAGACUGUUCUGGCUCGAAAAGUCUUUUUCCCUGGAGCAUGUUUUGUCUUUGCACUGAGGCAGCUCAGGAUUGUCAGGCGCAUUCAUAUCCUGAAAUCUCCUUAGUAACUCUGAAAGACUGAUGCCCUGGUGAAAUGAUGCCUGGUGUGUGUGAGAGAAAGAGAGAGGGGGAGGAGGAGGAGGAGGGAGAGCGGGCAGAAUGAACCUUUUUUUUUCUUUCCAUGUGAGAAGAAUGUGAAGUUAUUUCUCCUUUACUUGCAGCAAGCCACCGACACAAAGAUCCUUCUGUGAUGAGUUUAGUGGUGGCUCUGGUGUAGUUGGUCAGAGGUGUUUGUUUAGCACGUAACAAGGAAAGAAAUCGCACAAAUGUAACUCAGAGCCUGUACGACUGUGCUUUGGCAUCAUUUUCCAGAGCAUUUAGUCGCGAGGUCGAAGUCGUAAGGUUUUAUUUGCAGAGCCCAAAGCUGUUGGGGUUUCAUUGAGCGAGAUCAGAGCUGUGAGGUUUUGCUGUCGGUCCGUAUUACAUUUGAAGACCCUGAGCCAGGCUCUGCGGUUUCGUUCACCUGUACAAAUUCCCUUGGCUGCGUCAGACCUGACGGGGUAGCUCAGAGCAGCGUUUGGCCCCAUACCAUCGAUUGCCUUCUUACUCUAUAGCAUUAAAUAAACUGCAUUACCGAGUCAAAUGCCAGGUAGAACUAGAGGUCGUUUCUCUUGAAGGUGACUGCAAGUAAAUGUACGAGAUGCUGUCGUCAACAGCAGGAUCUUUCCCUAAGAAAGAGUUAAAACCCAAACGGGCCUUUUGGCGUCGGUUUCAGAGUCUCCCCAAAAGCUGGGACGUCUGAAGAGAGUACCUUGAGUUUUGGGAACCUGAGAAGGGGGCUGGAGUGAAAUGGCUAUAGAUAAAUGCACUUCCCUAACAAAAUGCAAUACGUUUUGGCACGUUUUAUUAACUUUAAAAAGUCGGCACAGAUGUCUGUAUCUUAUGAGUCCGUGGAAGAAGUACCUGUCAUUAAAUUGAAUGUAUUUGUUUUACAGCAUCAUUUUUACUCCUCUGUUUUUUCUAACCUGUGCUAAUGGGGUCGGAUGUGUCCCGUGUAAAUAAGUUCACACCACGCAGGAGGAUCCGUGCGCCUAGAGUGUUACUCUAACAAAAGAGGUGUGUCUGGGAUAGCUGAGAGCAACGGACUGAUUGACAGUUAUUGGCAACUCCUAGAGGUGGUAUUGUGUAAAGAAGAUGUAUUGCCUUUGUAUUAAAAUGUCCAGUGCAAUUAAACUGUCGGGUUGGGGGUUUUCUGGUUUAAAACAAAAAAUAGUAUUUAAAAUGUUUCUGACUUCUGUUGUUCAAUUUGCACAUAGCUUUAUUGACUCCUAAACAUUAAUAAACUGAUUUUUUUAAA
Messenger RNA from Colius striatus (speckled mousebird), 3220 nucleotides. RefSeq names its product sphingosine-1-phosphate receptor 1 (gene S1PR1). The coding region runs from base 527 to 1666 and encodes 379 amino acids. The transcript is spliced from 2 exons. The record is from RefSeq and is a predicted model, not a curated record. Gene Ontology annotation, cellular component: membrane. Gene Ontology annotation, molecular function: sphingosine-1-phosphate receptor activity. Lineage: Eukaryota; Metazoa; Chordata; Aves; Coliiformes; Coliidae. Gene Ontology annotation, biological process: angiogenesis; sphingosine-1-phosphate receptor signaling pathway.